Messenger RNA from Armigeres subalbatus, 2051 nucleotides. RefSeq names its product transmembrane protease serine 9-like. Bases 97 to 1971 code for a protein of 624 amino acids. The transcript is spliced from 8 exons. The record is from RefSeq and is a predicted model, not a curated record. Gene Ontology annotation, molecular function: serine-type endopeptidase activity. Gene Ontology annotation, biological process: proteolysis. Lineage: Eukaryota; Metazoa; Arthropoda; Insecta; Diptera; Culicidae.
UUGAUGUGACCAUAAAAUAUAUUGAUUCGGUAACGGGAUCUAAUACCGUAGUGUAACAUAUUACUACCGGACGAACAGUUGAUCGGAUUAGGAAAGAUGCUUCACAUCUUGAUUAUUGCUGCCUUGUGCAUUUCAAGUGCACUCGCUGCUCCAACGACCAACAAAACAAUAUGGCAAGAAUACAGACUGCCAGCGCCCGGAGUAUGUGGUUUGAAUCUCAUGGACCGCAUCCGAGGUGGCGAGAAAACGGAUCUCAAUGCGUACCCUUGGGCUGCUGUCCUGGGGGUCAAGUACAGGACCCGGGAGCCGAAUUUUAUGUGCGGUGGAUCUCUAAUAUCGGAUCGGUUUGUUCUAACUGCCGGGCACUGCAUGCGGAGAUUUCUAAGUGGUGAAAGAGCGCUUAUGGUACGGCUCGGUGAAUGGGAUAUUGUAAGCGAAAACGAUUGCGUAGAAGAUCAAUGCUCCGAUAAGCCGAUGGACUACGAUGUGGACACUUUCGUGCAGCAUGAGGACUACACGUCGGGUCCAACGCACAACGAUGUUGCUCUGGUUAAGCUGGCAUCCCGAGUUAAGUUUACCGAAUACAUCAGUCCAGUUUGCCUUCCUAUAACCAACAAACUGAAAAGUAAAUCGGAGACUGGAAGAAUUUUCACAAUUGUUGGAUGGGGAACCACAGAAACAGGUGUAGAGCAGCCUGGGUACUAUGCGAGUCGGUUCAAACUGAAGGUCGAUAUGCCGGGCCUUGACUGGAAUACAUGCUACAAGAGGAACCCAAGACUGUGGGAGUCGGAAUUGUGCGCUGGUAACGACACUGAGAAGCAGACCUGUGCUGGCGAUUCCGGAGGCGGUUUGACGAUCGCGGAAAAGGACGGUUACUGGUACCAGUAUGGAAUCAUCAGCUACGGAUUCGGUUGUGGAACGGUUGAUUUCAAAGUAUUUGUGCGAGUUGUGAGUUUUUUGCCAUGGAUUAAAGAUACUAUGAAAAGGCUGAGCGGAGAUGAUCGAUCGACGUCGUCCGGAACUAAUAAUAGAAGAUAUUUCAAACGAUACUCCAAAAUGUUAACAACAAUUCUAAUUUCCGUGCUGCUGUUCACGGGACCUUCGUAUGGUACUUUACUAUCCGAGUUUAUUGGAUUAAAAGCAGAUGACACCAACUACACUUUGCCGGAGCCAGGAGUCUGCGGUAUCAACCUGGCGGAUCGUAUUUUGGGUGGAACAAAAACGGCUAUCAAUGCGUACCCCUGGGCGGCACUCCUCAUAGCGAAACCCAUUCUUAGCAGUAGGAAGAUCUACGCCUGUGGAGGAUCGUUGAUUUCCGAUCGCUUCGUACUUACGGCAGCUCAUUGCUUCCGGGAGAUUCCAAUCUGGGUUCGAAUAGAAAAGGUCCGCCUGGGCGAAUGGGACAUCGAGAGUGAGGAGGAUUGUGACGGAGAGGAUAAUUGUGCUGAUAAGGCAAUCGAUGUUGGUAUUAACAGCCACGUUGUUCACGAGGAUUACGAUUCGGAAAACAUUCACUACGAUGUUGCGCUAAUCAAACUGGCGAAGCAGGUCACCUUCACGGAAUACAUCUCGCCGGUGUGCCUGCCACUGAGGGUGGAAUUGCGGGAGCAACCCGAUGCCGGUAAAACAUUCACUGCUGUCGGAUGGGGUACAACGGAAAAGGGGCAAGAUGAGCCAGGCGUCUAUGGAAGCAGAUAUAAACUGGAGGUGGAUCUCCCUGGUGUUGCUUUAGAAACCUGUCGCGCAAACUAUCCCGAAGUAUUGGACUCAGAGUUGUGUGCUGGAGGCGAGGCAGGGAAGGAUUCGUGUCAAGGAGACUCCGGCGGUGGCUUGGUGGCUCCUGAGAAAGACGGUUACUGGUAUCAGUAUGGAGUUGUCAGCUGGGGAUACGGCUGUGGUACCAACGGAGUUCCUGGAGUAUAUGCUCGUGUGGGAAGUUUUAUUGAGUGGAUUCAAAAGCAUAUGAAAUAACGUGUGAUGUGUAUAAUUGCCUGAUUUCAAGACACCUGAAUGCACCUUGGAGCCAAAUAAACAACAAUGAAAAUAUCUAA